CUAUAUUUUUAAUCGAGAGGGUUUGAAUAUUAUGAUCGUAAUUAACCUUUGAGAUGAAGAAGAAAAAGGAGAGAGGCCUGUGAGUAUAAAGAAAGAGAAAAUAAAAACAGAAUAUGAGCGAGUAAUCUUAUCAGAAUCAGAAAAAUAUAUUUCACUAAAAGGAUCUGCCCCAAAGCUAGUGGACUCAUAUAUUCGCCUUUUAGAGUAUAGUUAUGAAUUUGAACCAUCAGAGAACAAAUAUGUUGAAAUACUAGAAGACAUCAUCACUGAAUUACAAAAUGGAUGUCCAGAGAACAAGCUUAUGCAAACCAAAACUGAUUCGAUCAGUAAAGUUGAUGUGAAAGUUGAUGAUUCUUCACACCAAUGCGACCCUAUUGAAUUUUAUUCGCUCAUUCUUGAUAUAUUUAAAUUUCUAAUGCCAAAACUGAAAGAUCUCAGACUUAAUAUGAUCUUACAAUAUAAACGAAUAAUAUCCACUAUCACAAGUUGAUGGCAAUACCUGACCUGGAACCCAGAACCUCCUUGCUCAGGCCCAGCCUUUAAAAGAGUGAAAAAAGAGCUUUCUAAAGAAGAAGAUCAGUCAGAUCAGCUCAAACCUGAUAUUCCUGAUUCAAAAGCCCAGUCUCUAAAAGAAAGACUAGAUACAGAUUUAAGAUUGUAUUUAGAAGAUAUGUACAAAGGUGCUUUACAUGUCAAAACUGAAAAAGAAGAGCUAUCACAGCCAGAAGACUUGCUGAUAUCCAACCUUAAAUAAAAACUUAAACCUCAUCGAAAUGGAAAAAUACAGAGCAGACAAGCUUUAUGAAAUAAAAAUUAAACAAUUCAAGGCCAAACUGAAGAACAGGAAGAACCAUAAGAAUUCCAGACGCCAAAGGGACAACAAAAGGUACAAGAAGCUUGACCCAAAACUUUUCAUUGAAAUUUUCCACGACACUUCGAGAAAUCUGAAUCAUGAGCAGAAAAAGAGAGAGUUUUACAAAAAACUUAACCCUCAAAAGAGAAAAAUCUUUGAAGAGUGGGACAUGAGAGGGUAUAAUAGACCUAUAGACAUCAGAGAAAGACCAGGAUUCAAACAAGAACCUGGUGUUCCAGUCAGGUCUAAUAUAUUCUUUGACAAGAUUAAAGCAGAAGAAAUAAAACAAAAUAUGAAGAAAGAGGAGACAGAAUCAGAUAAUAUCUGCCAAUGGUAUGUUGAAGAUACUACUGAACCGAGCUAA
Messenger RNA from Moneuplotes crassus, 1217 nucleotides. Lineage: Eukaryota; Ciliophora; Spirotrichea; Euplotida; Euplotidae. The record is from the annotation of a GenBank genome assembly.